This is a messenger RNA of Diaporthe batatas, 2673 nucleotides long. RefSeq lists its product as uncharacterized. Gene Ontology annotation, biological process: magnesium ion transport. Gene Ontology annotation, cellular component: membrane. The record is from RefSeq and is a predicted model, not a curated record. Gene Ontology annotation, molecular function: magnesium ion transmembrane transporter activity. Lineage: Eukaryota; Fungi; Ascomycota; Sordariomycetes; Diaporthales; Diaporthaceae. The transcript is spliced from 7 exons. Bases 736 to 1926 code for a protein of 396 amino acids.
CUCACCCAGAGCCCGCCGCCGCCCGCCAGCCCACUCCCUGCGCUGCUGCGAGUCUCCUGCCAAAACGCCCGCAGCAACAUCACUUGCCCCUGCCCAGCCAAUUUUAUCUCCAUCCCAGAUUCUUGACCCCCUCCCGGCACGCACCAGAGGUCCUGUAAAUCUGUCCUCGUCCUCGCCGUGAAAGGAAAGGCGUUUCUCUUUGGCCCGAGCCUUUCUCUCUUUUUUUUUUUGUAACUGGCCUUGGCCGCUUGUCCUGGAACGGGGCCGGAACAUUGAACGAUUUGUCCAUCCCGCCCCCCCCACAGGCACUCGCACACGCUCCAAGUGAUCCUCGACCAUCGAACGCCUCCCUGGCCGAACCAUCUACCGACGGCAGACCAAGACGAGAAGCCACGCAUUGUACUGCAUCGCACGACGACACCAGCGCAUCCCACAACAAAUCCGAAUUGCGUCCACCGCUUCCACUCGGCGACAAGCAGUGGCUUUGACAACACCAGUCGACGCAGCCGCCCUGCUUGACCUCCGCCUGUGCCCUUGAUAACCGAACAUCCCGUCUACUCGAUCCGCCCUCACCACCGCUGCUCCCUGCUCGCCUGGCGCGAAGAACUCCCAAACCCGGGCCACCUUGACACUUCGGGCGCCCGCGCUCCUUGCGCUCCUUGCGCUCACUUCGACCCCCAAAACGGCUUUGAACAGACACAGGCAGCGUCUCGCUGCUGUUGCGCUCCUUACAAUAUGAUGAUGGAGGAGAAAUAUAUCGGCCUGGGGCUGGCCAUGACAUCCAGUUUGGCCAUCGGUACGAGUUUUGUAAUAACGAAAAAGGGCCUCAACCAAGCGGGCGAGACGCAUGGCUUCGAGGGAGAGGGCUUCGUAUAUCUUCGGAAUCCCCUAUGGUGGGCUGGUAUCUGCACACUGGUUGUCGGCGAAGUGUGCAACUUCGCAGCGUACGCCUUCGCGCCGGCCAUCCUUGUCACACCUCUGGGUGCGCUCUCAGUACUGAUAGGCGCGGUGCUGGGUUCAUAUUUCCUCAAGGAAGAGCUUGGCAUAUUAGGGCGUCUCGGUUGUGCCAUCUGCCUUAUCGGCGCCGUCAUCAUCGUGCUGCACGCGCCGCCAGAUGAGGACAUCGAGACCAUCGAGACAAUCCUCGCAUAUGCACUGAGGCCUGGCUUCUUGAUAUAUGCUAUAACCGUGACAGCUUUCUCCGUCUUCAUGAUCUACAGGAUUGCUCCCGUGUACGGCAAGCAAAACCCCUUGAUCUACCUCAGCAUCUGCUCCCUUGUAGGAUCAGUGUCGGUCAUGGCCAUUAAGGCCUUCGGCAUCGCCCUCAAGCUUACCUUUGCGGGCAACAACCAAUUCACCCACGCCUCAACCUACGUGUUCAUGAUAAUCACCGCGGUCUGCAUCCUAACACAGAUGAACUACUUCAACAAGGCACUGAGCCAGUUCCCUACCAACAUCGUCAAUCCCCUGUAUUACGUGACCUUCACGACGGCAACGCUCUGUGCAUCGUUCAUUCUCUACAGCGGUUUCAAUACCACCGACCCCAUCAACACCCUCUCUCUCCUCUGCGGGUUUCUUGUCACCUUCACGGGCGUGUACCUGUUGAACUUGUCUCGCAGCGACCCCAACGGCUUCAAAAUGAUCUCUGGGCGGGGCGGCGACGAUUCUGUGGGCACGGACAUGAUCUCACAGAUCCAGACGCGUAUGAGCAUGGAGGCUCGCAGGAGUCUAGGCCAUGGCGGCGACCGCGAGGGCCUGAUGCGGGCGUACGACGAGGAAGAGGCUGCCGCAUUUGGCCUGACAGAUCUCGCAGAGGAUAGCGACGAUGAACGCAGUGGCGCAAGGACCAAGCAGAACGGCUCAGCGUCGGUAAACGGGAGGUCGAGAUCGAGUGAAAUGCAAAAUCCGAAGUCCGGCGAGCGGUGACUGACGAGGUAGCCACCAAUCGACCCACGGGUCGGACUGAGAGAUUGAAUCAGCGAAUUAGAGUUUUCGGUAUCUUUUCGCGUCGCGUUUUGCUUCAUCUAUGUACCGUAAGAGCGGUACUCCGCCCUUUCAUUCACACCUGGUCCCAUCUAGAACUGCUUGGAGGUCCGAGCUCCCCCGCCGUGACGAAGGGCGUAAUCGACUGCGCCGGAAGACCUGCAUGAAGGCUAUCACGGGCGGCUGGGAGAGGGGCAUGGCAACUUUUACGACACGAUACGACGCGACGCGAUGAGCUUGUAUACAAGACACGGGUGGGGGAAAGGAUCGGUCUGGGGGCUUUGGCAUUGGCAUCUGGCGUCUUGGGAAUAUUUAUGGCUGGCUGACCAUAUGUUGGUCUCUUACGGGGCGAGCUGUACUUGUACGAAGAGGAGGCCGGCAGGAUGCCGGUGUUGCCAUCACGGAGGGCGCAUCACAUGGGGGCUAAUGGCCAGAGUCGAGACCGAAGUUUUUCAAAGAUCAAACAACCAAGUUCAAUAGAAAAGAGAGCCUUGAAGGCCUGUCAUAUAAAGAAUGCUCACUCUGCAACUCGGUGUCUGGCCAUACCGGUAUCGUAGAGCUUUGACUGCUUGCUUCAGCUCGAGGCCGAGACACUCGCAGUGCUCACCAGUUGAAGGCGGUAGUUAGCAUGUGAUUUUCAGAAAGAUCACAUGGAAAUUGUUAUUUAAGUAUAACACCACUUUUUUUUUC